Plenodomus lingam JN3 is the source of this 1161-nucleotide messenger RNA. RefSeq lists its product as uncharacterized. Gene Ontology annotation, molecular function: oxidoreductase activity. The record is from RefSeq and is a predicted model, not a curated record. NCBI's taxonomy places the organism in Eukaryota, Fungi, Ascomycota, Dothideomycetes, Pleosporales, Leptosphaeriaceae.
AUGAAGCUCGGCAACAUUCUGCUGUCAGGGCUGGUUGGCUCGACCGGAGCGGUCAAAUUCAUGGAGGUUGAUUCUCUGGCUGCAGAGGGCAUGUUCAAAUUGGGCAUGCACAUCGCUGAGAAUGGCUAUCCGAGCCCAAAGACUUGCACGCUGAAGAAUGCUGCCAUUAGAAGAGAGUGGUCAACAUUGUCAAGAACCGAAAAGCUAGACUACCUCAACGCUGUCAAUUGUUUAGCAAGGAAACCGGCAAAAACCCCAUCAGCCAUUGCUGCGGGAGCAAAGAGUCGUUAUGACGACCUGGUGGUUACCCACAUCCAGCAGAGUCGUGCUAUUCACGGCACUGGCAACUUCUUGUCUUGGCAUCGUUACUACACGUGGGCCUUUGAACAAAUGCUUCGCAAUGAGUGUGGCUACCAGGGCCACCAGCCAUAUUACAAUUGGGCUUGGUGGGCAAAUGACCCAAAGAGCUCGCCCCUGUUUGACGGAAGUGCGACCAGCAUGUCGGGCGAUGGAGAGUACAUUCCGGGGAGAAACUACAGCUGCAUUCCCACGGAAGAAACCUGCCAUAUAAAGCUCUAUCCCUCACAUGGAGGUGGAUGCGUUACUUCUGGUCCAUUCAAAAACUUUACAGUCAAUCUGGGUCCCCUUUUGUCCCUGUUGAAGAUACCUGACGGACUGCCCCCUAAUCCACAAGCCGACGGUCUCGGCUAUAACCCCCGCUGUCUACGUCGCGACAUUAGCACACAGGCCUCCAACGAGACAAGCGACAAGGCAGUUGCGGCUUUGAUCAAAAACAACCCUAACAUUGCCGACUUUCAAAGAGUAUAUCAGGGCGAAUUUGCCUUAGGACGCAUGGGUGUUCAUACCGGCGGCCACUACACUAUUGGAGGAGACGCUGGAUCUGACUUUUUCAACUCGCCCGCAGAUCCUGCUUUUUGGCCCCAUCAUGGCAUGAUCGAUCGCGUCUGGUGGAUUUGGCAAAAUCUUGAUCUCAAAAACAGGCAAACUGCCGUUGCUGGAAAAAGGGGGUUCGGAGAUACAGGCGAGAAUACGCUGAUAAACGACACCAUCACGCUUGGCGACUAUAUCGGAGCACCAAAUAUCACGAUAGGAGAUGCAAUGAGUACAAUGGCAGGACCAUUUUGUUACAUUUACCAAUGA